AGAGAAAUUUCAAAUAGUACUCCUCCUCCUCAUCCUCUCACCAUCUCCUCCAUUCCAUCAAAUCCCUCACCCUUCUCCUUUCUCUUUCUCCACAUCACCAUUAGAUGUCCUCUUCAUGAAAGCUCACCAUCAUCCUCAUCAUCACUAUCAUCACUUCUCUUGAUCCUUUGAUGAGCUAGCUAACUAGCUAGCUAGCUAGCUCCAUGUCACUAGACCACCAAAUGGCAUGCAAUGGCAUGUCCUCUUCCUUCUUCCCUCCCAACUUCAUCCUCCAAAUGCAGCCCCCCACUGAAAAUGAACACCAACAUCAACCUCUUCCUUCCACUCUCUCUCCUUUCCUCCCCACCAACACCCAAGAUCUCAGAGGGAUGGCAACAAUGUUGAGUAAGAGAUCCAUGUCAUUCUGUGGGAGGGAGCCAUGUGAAGAGAUGACCGGAGAUGAUGAAUUUUCUGACGAUUGUUCACAUGCCGGGGAGAAGAAAAGGAGGUUGAACAUGGAGCAAGUGAGGACUUUAGAGAAGAACUUUGAGCUUGGGAACAAACUCGAGCCGGAGAGGAAGAUGCAACUAGCCAGAGCUCUUGGCCUUCAACCAAGACAGAUUGCCAUCUGGUUCCAGAACAGGAGAGCAAGGUGGAAAACCAAACAACUUGAGAAAGACUUUGGUGUUCUUAAGAGACAGUUUGAGUCUUUGAGGUCUGAGAAUGAUGCUCUUCAAGCUCACAAUAAGAAGCUCCAAGCUGAGAUAUUGGCUUUAAGAGGAACAAGAGAAGCAUCAGAGCCAAUCAAUCUGAAUAAAGAAACAGAAGGGUCAUGCAGUAAUAGAAGUGAGAAUAGUUCAGAUAUAAAAUUAGACAUCUCAAGAACAUCAGCAAUUCAACAUGCCAGGCCUUUGUUCUCAGCCAUUGGUAGACCAGUUGGGAAUUCAAGAACUCAUGAGCUUAACUUUCCUCCAAUGAAGAUUGAACACGGCACACCGGACGACAAUUUCUGCAACAUUUUCUGCAGCAUAGAUGAUCAAUCUGCAGCCAUCUGGCCAUGGUCAGAGCAUCAUAAUUUCCAUUGAUACAUUAUGUACACCGUUAUAUUAGACGAUCGAAGACGAUAAAAGAAAAGGAAAAUUACAUGAUAUGUCUUGAGUCGUAGAGAUAAAAUUAAUGAUAAAAUCUUUUAUAUACUAGGGUAAAGUAUAUAUAGAUUUUUGUUAGUAUGUUUCUGGUUCUUUGCGUGAUUAAUGAAAUAAAGGACAUA
Molecule: messenger RNA, 1249 nt
Organism: Dioscorea cayenensis subsp. rotundata (Guinea yam)
Lineage: Eukaryota; Viridiplantae; Streptophyta; Magnoliopsida; Dioscoreales; Dioscoreaceae
Product: homeobox-leucine zipper protein HOX21-like
Exons: 3
Coding region: 204-1064 (286 amino acids)
Biological process (GO): positive regulation of DNA-templated transcription
Cellular component (GO): nucleus
Molecular function (GO): sequence-specific DNA binding; DNA-binding transcription factor activity, RNA polymerase II-specific
Source: RefSeq, a predicted model, not a curated record